This is a messenger RNA of Microtus ochrogaster (prairie vole), 636 nucleotides long. RefSeq names its product CD247 molecule (gene Cd247). The coding region runs from base 1 to 453 and encodes 150 amino acids. Gene Ontology annotation, biological process: T cell receptor signaling pathway. Gene Ontology annotation, molecular function: transmembrane signaling receptor activity. The record is from RefSeq and is a predicted model, not a curated record. Gene Ontology annotation, cellular component: alpha-beta T cell receptor complex; membrane. Lineage: Eukaryota; Metazoa; Chordata; Mammalia; Rodentia; Cricetidae. The transcript has 8 exons.
AUGAAGAGUGGCUUUGAAGAGGCACAGAGCUUUGGUCUGCUGGAUCCCAAACUCUGCUACCUGCUGGAUGGAAUCCUCUUCAUCUACGGCGUCAUUGUCACAGCCCUGUACCUGAGGGCAAAGUUCAGCGGGAGUGUAGGCGCUGAUGCCAACCAGCAGGGUUCCAACCAGAUCUACAAUGAGCUCAGUCUAGGACGAAGAGAGGAAUAUGACGUUUUGAACCAGAACUGGGCUGGGAAUCCUGAGACGGGAGGCAAAGAAAAGAAGAGGAACCCCCAGGAAGGCGUGUACAAUGCACUGCAGAAGAACCAGAUGGCGGGUGCCUACAGCGAGAUCCGGGUGAAACAGAAGAGGCAGAAAGACAAGGGGCACAAUGACCUUUACCAGGGGCUCAGUGCGGCCACUAAGGACACCUAUGACGCCCUUCAUAUGCAGACCCUGCCCCCUCGCUAAAAGCCAGGGGAUUUCCCACCCAUAGGCCUGACCUGCUGUUGACUGUGAAGGACAGAGGACAAAGCGUAUACAAUUCAGUUUAUUAAUUUCGCUGCCACUAUUUUAUGAAGAGGAUGCUUCUGGUUGUCACACCCGUCUUCUCCAGUUCCAAAGCACAGUACACAGAAUGUCGUCCCUGAACUC